Molecule: messenger RNA, 1220 nt
Organism: Hibiscus syriacus
Lineage: Eukaryota; Viridiplantae; Streptophyta; Magnoliopsida; Malvales; Malvaceae
Product: purine permease 21-like
Exons: 2
Coding region: 15-1172 (385 amino acids)
Cellular component (GO): membrane
Molecular function (GO): purine nucleoside transmembrane transporter activity
Source: RefSeq, a predicted model, not a curated record
GUAGUUAACCAGACAUGGCAGAAACUCAGUUACAACUCGUCGAAAUCACAGAGCUAGAAACUAACAGUAAAGAGAAUUCAAUUGAUCAACCGAGUUGUGUCGACCGGACACGAAAAACUCCGUCAAGGGACUAUAAAUGGUGGAUUCGUACGGUUCUCUAUACGGUUUUUCUCAUUUGCGGGCAAUCAUUGGCGACGCUUCUCGGUCGGCUUUAUUUCGACAAAGGUGGCACCAGCAAGUGGUUAGCAUCGUUGGCUCAAAUCGGCGGUUUCCCGGUUUUAGUACCUCUGUACUUCUUUAUCCUAUGCAGAAAUCCCACGCUGGAAUCGGAUUCGCCGCCGUUUGUGACGGCGUUCUUGAAGGUUUAUGUGCCGCUCGGGCUACUUGUUGCCGGCAGCGGUUAUCUUUUCUCGGUUGGAUUACAAUAUCUCCCUGUGUCAACAGUGACUCUGAUCACAGCAUCACAAUUGGCUUUCAAUGCUUUCUUCUCUUAUUUUCUUAAUUCGCAGAAAUUCACUGCCUCCAUCGUUAACUCUCUAGUCCUCCUCACCAUUUCUUCGGUUCUAUUAGUCGUAAACAAUCACACCGAGAAGCCUGCCGGAGUCUCGAAAGGCGAGUACGCAGCCGGGUUCAUAUGCACCGUCGGCGGAGCCGCGGUGUACGGCUUGAUGCUAGCGUCCCAGCAGCUCGCGCUCCGAAAAGUAUUAAAAAUACAAACGUUGAAAGUCGUGUUCGACGUCAUAAUAUAUCAGUCGCUGGUGGCGUCGAUGGCCACCGUGGUGGGAUUGUUUGCUAGCGGCGAAUAUAAAGGUUUGAAGAAAGAAAUGGAGGAAUAUGCACUCGGGAAAGUUUCAUACGCGAUGACUUUGCUUUGGACAGCCAUAGGAUGGCAAGUUUUCGCCAUCGGAACCGUGGGAUUAGUCUUCGAAGUGUCGUCUCUGUACAGUAUUUCCGUCCGCACCGUCGGUUUGCCGAUUGUACCGGUGCUUGCCGUCUUCGUUUUCCACGACAAAAUGGAUGGGAUCAAAGGGAUGUCGAUGGUGUUGGCCAUUUGGGGCUUCGUCUCGUAUAUUUAUCAACACAAUCUCGAUCAUCAAAAAUCGAAGAUCGAAAACCGGAUAGUCAGUGAGAUUGCUGAUGAAGAUUGGUCACCUGCAGAUAAUAGAGCUUAAUAGCCUGUUUCCAUGGCGUCCAAUUUCCAUCAACUGUAACUACGUUUA